Betta splendens (Siamese fighting fish) is the source of this 5916-nucleotide messenger RNA. It is a transcript of the gene mcf2la, whose product is annotated as mcf.2 cell line derived transforming sequence-like a. The coding region runs from base 120 to 3704 and encodes 1194 amino acids. The record is from RefSeq and is a predicted model, not a curated record. Gene Ontology annotation, molecular function: protein binding; guanyl-nucleotide exchange factor activity. NCBI's taxonomy places the organism in Eukaryota, Metazoa, Chordata, Actinopteri, Anabantiformes, Osphronemidae. The transcript is spliced from 33 exons. Gene Ontology annotation, biological process: intracellular signal transduction; positive regulation of Rho protein signal transduction. Gene Ontology annotation, cellular component: extrinsic component of membrane; cytoplasm.
CGGCGGCAGGAUGGACGGCCUGAACUUCCACCGCGGUGUUCUCUGACAGAACGUGUGCGUCUGUGUGAACAUGCUGUAACUGUGUGUGUGUGUGUGUGUGUGUGUGUGUGUGUGAGUACAUGUGUGACUGGGGACAUACAUGUACUCGCAGCUCCAUGGCUUUGAACCGUGUGUCUCAACUCUGCCACGAUAUCACCAGGCUGUGGCUGCAGCUGAAGAUGAUGACAGAUGACAUCCUGCAGAGGGAGGACGCUCCUCUGUGCGCGGCACAGAUCGGCUCGGAACUCCAGAAGCAGUUUGCCAUCCUGCCAGGCGGCCGUGGGAUGAAUGGCAGCCCCAUCAUCGUCUUCCCAGAGUUCCCAGAGUUCAGCGAGCUGCAUGAUGAGGAGAUCCAAAGUGUCCUCAGCUACCUCACCAGCAUCCCCAGUGUUGCAGCGUCGGGAGUGGGUUUCAUCCUGGUCAUCGACAGACGACUGGACCGAUGGGCCGCCGUCAGGGCCACUCUGCUCCGCAUCGCAGGCUCGUUUCCAGGGAACUUGCACUUGGUUCUCGUGCUGCGUCCCACUACCUUGUUCCAGCGGACUCUGUCGGACUUCCUGUUCAAGUUCAACAGGGAUGAGUUCAAAAUGAAGGUGGUGAUGCUGAGUUCAGUGACUGAGCUCCAUGCUUACAUUGACCCAGGACAACUGACCACGGAGCUCGGGGGCACACACGAAUACCACCAUGACAGCUGGAUCUCACACCGCACUGCGAUUGAGGCCUUCGCUCUGAUGGUGAAGACCACGGCUCAGACCCUGCAGGCGUUCGGCACGGAGCUGGCCAACGACGCCGAGGCCACCACCAACCUGCUGCACGCGCACACGCUGAAGACGGACCAGAUGAAGGAGGACCUGCAGGUGGCGCAGUCUCAGGGGGGGCGCCUGCUGGACUGUAUCAAUGAGCCUCUACAGACGGACCCUGAUUACUGCAUGACCCACGAUGAGCUGGAGAAUUUGGCUACUGUGCAGAGACUCCUGGGUCAGUUGGAUGAAACCGAGACGGCGUUUGACGACUUCUGGCAGCGCCACCGCACCAAGCUGGAGCACUGCUUGCAGCUGCGCCACUUCGAGCACCGCUUCCGCGAGGUGCGUUCCCAGCUGGACGUGACGUCGGAGCGCCUGUGCGGUUUCUCCGAGGUCAGCGUGAGCCCCGCCCACGCCGAGCACGUCCUGCGAGAGCUCAGCGGCCACGAGGACAAGGCCUGUGAGGUGCUCGACGGCGCCCUGUCGCUGGCCUGCGAGGGCGACAUGCUGAUCGAGAACGGGCACUACGCCGAGGACUCCAUCAGGCCCAAGUGCAGCGAGCUGAGGGCCGUGUGCAAAGACAUCAGCUCCACCUUGAGGAGCAAGAAGAGCCUCCUGCUGCGAGCGAUGGAGCUGCAUCACUCGCUAGACGCGGCGUCGCGCUGGUGCGAGGAGGGCAUCUUCCUCCUGGCGAGCCAGUCGGUGGACAGGUGUCAGUCGCAGGACGGCGCCGAGGCGGCCCUGCAAGAGCUGGAGCGGUACCUGGACACGGCGCCGCAGCACACGCUCCCCGACCGCAGCGCCAUCUGCUGCCAGUACGAGGCCGUGCUCAGCGCUCAGCUCAGGGACCAGGUGGAGAGGGUUUUCCAGAAGCAGAGCUCCGUGGAGGAGAUGUUCGAGAAGAGGCGCGUCAGCCUGAAGAAGCUGGCGGCCAAGCAGACCAGACCAGUUCAACCAGUGGCCCCCAGACCUGAAGUGAAGUCUCCGCUCUCCUCCCCCAAUCAACAGAGAAAAGACAGGAGAUACUCUGCAGAUAACGUCAUCUGCAAAAAGACGGAGUCUCCGGUUCAUAACAGCAGCACCAGACACGCUUCUCUGUCGGAGGAGGAAGAAAACCUCGCAGUGCUUCGACGGCACGUGAUGAACGAGCUGCUGGAGACGGAGCGGGUGUACGUGGAGGAGCUGCUGUGCGUGCUGGAGGGCUACGCGGCGGAGAUGGAGAACCCGGCCCUGGCCCACCUCCUCCCCGGCACUCUGCUCAACAAGAAGGACGUCCUGUUCGGCAACAUGUCCGAGAUCUAUCAGUUCCACAGGAGGACGUUUCUAAAGGAGCUGGAAGCGUACACCGACUGCCCCGAGCUGGUGGGCCGCUGUUUCUUGCAGAGGAUGAAGGACCUGCAGAUCUACGAAGCGUACUGCCAGAACAAACCUCGCUCCGAGAGCCUGUGGAGGCAGUGCUCCGACUGUGCCUUCUUCCAGGAGUGUCAGAGGAAGCUGGAGCACAAGCUUGGGCUGGACUCCUACCUCCUCAAACCCGUCCAGAGAAUCACCAAGUACCAGCUCCUGCUGAAGGAGUUGCUGAAGUACAGCAAAGGCUGCGACGGCUGCGAUGACCUGCAGGCGGCGCUCUCCUCCAUCCUGGGAAUCCUCAAGGCUGUGAACGACUCCAUGCACCUCAUCGCCAUCACCGGAUAUGAGGGGAACAUGUCGGAGCUGGGUCGCCUGCUGAUGCAGGGCUCCUUCAGCGUGUGGACGGAGCACAAGAAGGGCCACGCCAAGGUCAAGGACCUGGCCCGGUUCAAGCCCAUGCAGAGGCACCUGUUCCUGCACCAGAAGGCCCUGCUCUUCUGCAAGCGGAGGGAGGAGAGCGGCGAGGGCUACGAGAAGGCGCCGUCCUACAGCUUCAAGCACUCCCUCAGCAUGAGCGCCGUGGGCAUCACAGAGAACGCCAAGGGGGACAACAAGAAGUUUGAAAUCUGGUGCAACUCCAGGGAAGAAGUGUUCAUAGUCCAGGCUCCGACAACAGAGAUUAAAACGGCGUGGGUGAACGAGAUCCGCAAAGUUCUGACCCAGCAGCUUCAGGCCUACAGAGAUGCCAGCCAGCAGAAGAGCCCCGACUCGGUGUUCCCGAGUCCCACCAACAGCAGCGCCUCGGCCUCGCUCAGUCCUUUCCGUAGCAACGGGCAGAAGAACCAGAAAAAGCCGGAGGAGAAGAAGUCCGAGUUGAGCCCGGUGCCUGACAGCAACUCCUGCUCCUCACCCAAACACAAAGAUGAACCAGUGACCAGUCCCACCACUGACCGAUCCUCAGUGGCUAAAAAGCGUUUUACUUUGCAGGGCUUCAGCAAUCUGAAGAGUCCGAAAGGCUCGGCCUUGAGCCCCGAACACGGCUCCAAACGCCACUUGGUCAAGAGUGACCCCACACCGUUUGGUUUCAAAGAGCCGGCCCUGCCCGUCAGCCUGAGCAGAGUCAAAUGGAUGAGUACCUCUAGCCUUUUACAGAGCAAACGGCGAGCCUGGAACAAGGCGUCUCUCUCAGUGGACGCCACGGAUGAGAUUGACGGCUUCUCCAGCGGCGAGGACCCCAUGAACUCUGACCCCGAGGAUGAAGUCGAAAAGAAGCUGGCCCCAGGGAAGUACACUGUCGUUGCAGACUGUGAGAAGGCGGGCCCUCAGGAGCUGUCUGUCAAGAGUGGAGAAAUGGUCCAGCUAAUCAGAGAGGGAGAGGACGGACAGUGGUUUGUGAAAAACCUUCGCACCAGCAAAGAGGGCUGGGUGGCAGCAGCGAACCUCCUCAGCCUCAUCUCAGAAGCCAAGUCAUCCCAGUCGCUCAGCAGCUCAGAUGGCAGUGUCUCUGGGAACCUCAGCACCUCCUCCAGCUGCAGCGAGACCUACACCAGCUUUUCCGACAUCAAGCCCUGACCUGAGACCAGUCCUGCAUCGGUCCAUCUUGAAACUGUCCCCGGGGGGAAUCGCAGGGGCUGAAGCUGACGGGACGACGGGCGAUCACCUACCGGCGCUCGCUGGACGACUCGUCUGAAACACUCCGAAACUGUAACAGACCCCGCAGUAUUGUCUCCUGAUUUGAAACGAUUGCACAUUCCCUAAUAGCAGCACAGAAAUUGUAGGUGUUGGUGUUCUAAUAGUUCACAUCCUGACUCAGAACAGCUGGACGCGUUGAACAGCUGCUGGAUUCGCUCCUCGUGAGCAUGUAGCAUUAAAGUGGACACACUUAAAGAACACGUGCACUGAGCACAGGUUUGUCGGAACCCCUUUGAGUCUGCAGCAAACGCGGCCUGGUGACAGAUUCCUGCUUCCCCACACACCAUCCGACUGGCAUCUCGCACGAUUCCCGUUUAUCGCGCACUGUGAAAAGUGGCAGCUGGCUGCAACGAGCAGAAAAAAGGCCUUGGGUGCGUCUCAGAGCAUCUCCGGGCAGAUCGCUGUGUGUGCCGGCUGGCGUGGUCACCGUGGAGACGGUUCCAAUGAGCUUCCCCUAAUCUUUGUUCACAACCGAAAGGAAUUAAAUGUUAAACGUGCCACUGGGUGAAUGUCUCCAACAGCACGACCUGUGUAUUGCACUUCUCCUCAGAGCGGCAGCUCCAGACAACCUCCUGAACUCCUCUUUUCAAGAAUCUGCUUGUCGGUCGCCUCUGACCUGCUCUGGAUUAACCUCUCAGGAAGACAUGCGGUCAGGCAGGUGUGGCCGCAUAUUCCAGGUGUGUGUGUGUGUGUGUGUGUGUGUGUGUGUGUGUGUGUGUGUGUGUGUGUGUGUGUGUGUGUGUGUGUGUGUGUGUGUGUGUGUGUGUGUGUGUGUGUGUGUGUGUGUGUGUGUGUGUGUGUGUGAGAGAGAGAGACGCAAGCGUCCACGUGAAUCUCCACGUUGUGCGAACGCAUCCAGGUGUCACGACGCGCUGGCGCCACCAAAUCCUGCUCAGAGUUCGUUUCACUUGACACCAUGUUGCGCGGAGAUAUUUGUCACAGUGGAGUAGCAAAAGGAUGAACUCCCUUCCCCGGGGUGUGAAUCACACAACGGGCGGGGGUGAGCGAGCCAAGCCUGGCGCGUCCACGCAUGAGUGGAAAUGAAGCUGUUAAUGCAGCUGGAAGACACACCUACUGUAUGACACCACACACAGACACGCAAGGAACCUGUGCUAUUCUGACCACUUCACACGUUAUAUGCUGUUUUCUAGGGACAAAAGGUUUUUUAUAUUUCCAGGAUUUCUACUGUGUCCACACGAAGCACUGUAAAACAGUCUUUUUUUGUUUUCGUUCCCGUCCUGAAUGUCAGACAGAGGAAGUGUAGCCUGGUCUUUCACUGAAACCAGCUGCACCCUUAUUUACUAAGAGUGAACUAUAUUUAUCCACUGGUUUAACAACCAUUGUGGUUUUGGUAAAGACACAGAUAAUAGUUGGAAUUCUUGAUUAUUUUUCUCUUUUUGUUCAGAAUAACAUUUUUUUUAAGUCAUAAGACAAAUAAAGAAACCAAUUAAUUAAUUAAUUGGCCUUUUCAUGUCAAACUGUGAGCUAAACCAUAGAGUAAAGUGAGGCCUGGGUUGUGUGUCGCUGUGUAAGUUCUGUAAGACUAAGAAAUGUGUGUUCUACCUGUACAGACCAGACGUGUCCUCUAUACCUCACAUUUUCCUCAAGAGCAUGUAUGUUAUGAGGAACGUGGCGUCUCGUGAUUCUCCUGUCUCUGUGUGUCGUCACUCUUUGUGGCAUGUUCUUCAUAGCCCCAGGUUGGAACAUCUCAUGUCAGAUCCCUGUGGAAGAAGAGUAUUUUUACCACACACUGUUGUUGUUUUGUGAGAGUUUAUUUUUUUGGCUCCUCUAUCAAAGCUGACACAGGCACUAAACUUGCAGACGUUUGUUCACGACCACACAAUAAAGCUUACUGUUAUGGUGAUUUGUACUUUUGACUUGGAGGUAUGGGAGAUGAGAAGGGUUAUAUAUAUAUUUUUUAGUUUAUUUUAUGCAGCACAUUGCAGCAACUACGGUCUUUAUUUUCCUAUUGUAUAUCUACUGAGUAAGGUGUUGAUAUAAAGAUAUUAAAGGUGUACAUUUGUAAAUAUGUAAUUCUGAAUUGUAUGUAAAAUGAAAAGCAGCUUUAAUAAAGUUCGACAUGUUUAAUCUA